AUGUUGAAGCCCAGAAGCCCCCCCAAUGGGAAGUGGUCGACGCCGCCCUUCGACCCGCGCUUCCCCAACCAGAAUCAGACCCGUAACUGCUACCAGAACUUUCUGGACCACCACCGCUGCGUCAAGACCAUGAACCGCCCCGGGAAGAGCACGCAGCCCUGCGAGUACUACUUCCGCGUGUACUACUUGUGCCCCAUCAACUGGGUGAAUCGGUGGAACGAGCAGAUCAGGAAUGGGACUUUAGCAGGCAAAAUCUGACUGCCCGAGUAAGGCUUCCUCCGAGGGAUAUGCCCAGUGACCCCCCACCUCGUCCCACAGAGACCCGGCCUCAGUUACCUCCCCCUUUCUUCCAAGCCCU
Cynocephalus volans (Philippine flying lemur) is the source of this 358-nucleotide messenger RNA. RefSeq names its product cytochrome c oxidase subunit 6B2. NCBI's taxonomy places the organism in Eukaryota, Metazoa, Chordata, Mammalia, Dermoptera, Cynocephalidae. The record is from RefSeq and is a predicted model, not a curated record. Gene Ontology annotation, cellular component: mitochondrion; respiratory chain complex IV; mitochondrial crista.